Gossypium raimondii (Peruvian cotton) is the source of this 2952-nucleotide messenger RNA. RefSeq lists its product as uncharacterized. Gene Ontology annotation, cellular component: cytoplasm. Lineage: Eukaryota; Viridiplantae; Streptophyta; Magnoliopsida; Malvales; Malvaceae. The transcript is spliced from 5 exons. The record is from RefSeq and is a predicted model, not a curated record. The coding region runs from base 634 to 2712 and encodes 692 amino acids. Gene Ontology annotation, molecular function: protein kinase binding.
UUGAACCUUAACCUUACGCCAUUCAUUCAAAGGAAACGAAUAACAAAAAGGAAAAAAAGAAAACUGUACAUGGUUUUACAAAUUAUACAUAAAGUACCAACAGAAACCAACGUGCUUGUUAUUUAUUGUGUUUUUUUUCUCCAUUUUCUAGUAGAAGCUGCCUCUCUCUCACCUCUUAGAGAACAAUUAAGGUCCUUGCUUGUAAUAAUCUGGCUAUUGAGAGGCAGGCAGGUCUCUCUUAUGCUUGUUAGGGAUUCAGUUUUCUUAGUUGUGAAAGACUCUUUUUCACUCUGGCCGCUGCAACGAAGCUAAAAUUUUCUCGCACCUCAAAGUGGGUGUGGGGGGACAACAAAGAGCUGAUUCUGCUUUGUGUUUUAAGGAGAUCAAGAUCAUCCCAUAUCUGGAGACUGCGACGUGUUUCAGAGGGUCUUUCGCUUGAUUAUGGCUAAUGUCUGUGUUCGCUAAAGUACCCAGAAGUUCGAUUGUACCUUGUCUUUCUUUUUUAACGGUAGUAGAAUUAGGUGCUUUCCUCAGGUUUUUGAACCAUAAUGAUUACAGUAGUUUGAAGCUAGCUUUCUAUGUAAGACAAAAGGUAGGUCUCUUGUGGAUGUAUUGCUAAUCUGUAUCACCACAAUGGUUAGGUUUUCCUGCUUCAAUGCUCAUAUCGGAAGUCAGAAACCAAAGAAAACUGUUCAGCCAUCUGUUGAAGCAAUGCAUACAACUAUAGAAGAUUUUUCUCAAGUUCAAGCCCCUAAGGAGUCGACUAAAGCUGCAAACAUGGACUCAUUCUUUCCAGAGACACAAACAACUGCUGAGAUUCAUGAAAGUGUCGAACCUGUUACGGUUUCUUCUUCUCCUAACCCUAGCUGGAAAUCAGAGGACAUAAAAGACGGAGUCAUUCUUGAUAGCAGUUCCAGGGUCCUUCAGAAUCCACAUUAUCUUAAGAAGUGUAGAUCUCUCGGAAGUGGCCUUUGCCUGGAAGGACGAGUUCCUGGACAAAAUGAUACAGAUGAUCAGACUGAUCAAGGAUUUUCAUCUGAUUCCCAUGACCAUGGGUUGGUUGAAGAUGGCAGAAAGCAUAUAGCAGUGAGCCAAAAUGCUUCAUUCUCAGAAUCUGUUCAAGUAAGCUCUAACCAUGUCUAUAACGAACCGGUUUUCUCUAUAGGAGACUCUCUACUUCCAGAAAAGGAUGGCCAUGAUAUCUCUAAUUUGCCUUUGCCUUGUGAGCGUGCCAAUGCCUCUGGUGAUCAUUCUCCCAAUAAUGCACCUGUGAUUGUAAAAUCAUGUUCUAUGCCAAAUAUUGUUGCAUCAGCACUCCUUUUUGGAGGACAUUCUCCUCCAAAAUGUUUGGCACGCCGUACAAGAUCCUCUGAGGAUGUGCAUGUUCUCAGCAUGAGACAAAAGGAGACCUUAAUUCAUGAUGUUGAUACUGAGGUGAUGCGAGAACAAGAAAGAGACGAUGGCAUGCAUAAAAAUCAUAAAACUAACUUUGAAAGUUCUUAUGAGGGAUUUGAAUCUUAUAGUUGUUCCGCAUCAGCGAAAGACUGGAUAGUGCCAGUUUCAGAUGAGGUAAGCUCAAUGAAAAUGCUGCAAGAAGAAUUGCGGGUUCUGAAUCGGAAUGAAUUGACUGGCAAGGAUUUUAAGAUUAAGCGAAUUGAGGAUUGGGUAAAUGGUCUUCAACAUGUCCGCCCAUCAGAAGACUCAGUUGAAUUAUCCCAUCCCAAUGAUCAGGUAAAAGCGGAACCUGCUGUCUAUAAUGAUUUGACUGCUGCAAAGGUGGAUGUUAAGGUAACUCCUGGCAUGGAAGCUGCAAAAAGAUAUAUAUCUUCUUUGAGUGCCUCAGCAACCACAGCUCAACUGGCAAAUCAUGGUUUGGUUGUUAUACCGUUUCUUAGUGCAUUUGUCAGCUUGAAGGUGCUUAAUCUAUCAGGAAAUGCAAUAGCAAGGAUUACUGCUGGUGCUCUUCCUCGAGGACUUCACAUGUUGAAUCUGUCAAGGAAUAAUAUAUCCACCAUUGAGGGUUUACGUGAGCUUACUCGACUUCGUGUGCUGAAUCUGAGCUACAAUCGGAUAUUUAGAAUUGGUCAUGGUUUGGCUUCUUGUUCCUCUCUUAAAGAGUUAUACUUGGCUGGAAACAAGAUAAGUGAGGUAGAGGGUCUCCAUCGUCUCUUAAAAUUGACUGUUUUGGAUCUGCGUUUCAACAAAAUCUCUACUGCCAAAUGUCUUGGCCAACUUGCAGCAAACUAUAAUUCCUUGCAAGCCAUUGGCUUGGAAGGUAACCCUGCACAGAAGAAUGUUGGAGAUGAAAAUCUGAAGAAGCAUUUGCAAGGGCUUCUUCCAAAUUUGGUUUACUUUAACCGGCAGGCUAUUAAAGUCAGCACAGUGAAGGAUGGUGCAGAACGAUCAGUUAGGCUAGGCAUCAGUGCCCAUCAAUUUGAUCGUGGCCUUAGAUCAGAACACAGAGCUACUAGGAAGAACAGCCAUGGUACUUCUAUUCACCGGCCAUCCUCUUCAUCCACUCGUGGUCACAAAAGCCAAGUGGCUUCCCCAAUGCAGUCAAGAGGCAGGCAUGGGCGCUAUCCUCCUAGUGGAGCGAAGGCAACAAAAAUUCGUCAAAAUCAUCAUGUAGAUCUUGGUAGCAAAGUUCUCAACUUUAAAUCAGAGCUUUCUAUGCGAAGGACCCAAAGCGAGGGAACUCUGGGGCUUCUAUGAAGUAGAGUUACUUUGAUGAGUGGAAUCUGGUUUUUGACUAUUUCACAUUCGAGUUGAGUUGGUUGUCGUAACUGCAAUAAAUGUCACUCAAGGUAUUUGGUGUGACUAGACAUUUUUAGAGUAGAUUUUGCCAAAAUGGGAUGGAAGUUCUCAUACUUGUACUGUUAGUAAGUUUCUUAUUUGUAUGCGGGGAAAUGUGUGGAAAACAAUAAUGUUGCAUCUCAUCUCUUACGUUUUGUA